AUGUCCUCUCUCUUGUACCCAUCCCUCUCUACUCCAUCCUCUCCCAUCCUUCACCUUCUUCCACCAUUCCUUCAUCCCCUCCCAUCCUUCCUCCAUACUUUCCCAUCCUUCAUCACCUCUUAUUCUUCAUCAUCUCCCAUCCCUCCACAUCUCCCAUCCCUCCUCAUCUCCCAUCCCUCCUCAUCUCCCAUCCCUCCACAUCUCCCAUCCCUCCUCAUCUCCCAUCCCUCCACAUCUCCCAUCCCUCCUCAUCUCCCAUCCCUCCACAUCUCCCAUCCCUCCUCAUCUUCCAUCCCUCCUCAUCUCCCAUCCCUCCUCAUCUCCCAUCCCUCCACAUCUCCCAUCCCUCCUCAUCUCCCAUCCCUCCACAUCUCCCAUCCCUCCUCAUCUCCCAUCCCUCCACAUCUCCCAUCCCUCCUCAUCUCCCAUCCCUCCACAUCUCCCAUCCCUCCUCAUCUCCCAUCCCUCCUCAUCUCCCAUCCCUCCUCAUCUCCCAUCCCUCCUCAUCUCCCAUCCUUCCUCACAUCUCACCCCCCACCUCCCCCCCACUCCAGUGGGUACUUCGACCAACUCCCCGCCACACCUUCUCGCCCCUCCUCGCCCUCUCGCCUUCUCGCCCAGCUCAGGCUGUGGUCACGUGGAAGACCCAGAGCCGGCCUGCUGCAGGUGGGGACGGGGACCGUGGUCACGUGGAAGACCCAGAGCCUGCCUUCUGCAGGUGAGGAUAGGGUGUGGGGAAUGACGGGUGAUGUUAAGAUAGAGUGUGAGGAUGGAGGAUGA
Closterium sp. NIES-65 is the source of this 780-nucleotide messenger RNA. The record is from the annotation of a GenBank genome assembly. NCBI's taxonomy places the organism in Eukaryota, Viridiplantae, Streptophyta, Zygnematophyceae, Desmidiales, Closteriaceae.